Galendromus occidentalis (western predatory mite) is the source of this 722-nucleotide messenger RNA. RefSeq lists its product as uncharacterized. The record is from RefSeq and is a predicted model, not a curated record. Gene Ontology annotation, molecular function: nucleic acid binding. Lineage: Eukaryota; Metazoa; Arthropoda; Arachnida; Mesostigmata; Phytoseiidae. The transcript has 2 exons. Gene Ontology annotation, biological process: DNA integration. The annotation marks the transcript as partial.
GAAAGUAUAUCUUGCUUCUCGUCGACUCCUAUAGCAAAUGGCUAGAGGCUUUUAUCACCACGAACAAAACCUCAGCUACUACAUUGACGCAUCUCCAGGAGACAAUGGCACGCUUCGGCAUUCCGAAAAUCGACGUUACCGAUAAUGAUCCCACCUUUGCCUCAGCUCAAUUCGAUCAUUUCUGCGUGACUAAUGGCAUCAGACACAUGACAUCGCCACCGUAUCAUCCGGCAUCUAACGGGCAGGUGGAACGUUACGUAAACACCUUAAAAACGGCUUUGGAGAAACUCUCUUCGGAAGGGAAGGACCUCAACACUAGUUUAUCGCUGUUCCUUUUCCGGCAAUACAUGAUGUCAAGCGCCGCAGGAGAGAGUCCAGCUUGUCGCAUGCUCGGUCGAGAGCUAAGAUCGAAACUAGAUUUGCUGAAAGAACAACCCUCAGAGCACACGUUCACUGACUCUCCGAAAUUCAUGGUAGGAGAAACGGUGAUGGCUCGAAACUACCAGACGUCAGGACCGAAGUGGUUCCCCGGAAGAAUAGCGAGAAAUUGCGGCUCCCGCAUCUGUGAAACGAAAGCCUUGAAAGAAACCAAGGUGAUCGUAAUCUUAGCCCAACACAAAUUGACUCUGGAGAAAUUGGUUGUGAUACGGAAGUUCCAGUCCCUGAGCCACCUCAACGAUCUCAACGGAGUACAAAGGCUUUACCCCCUCGAAGACAUAUAA